Cyprinodon tularosa is the source of this 3224-nucleotide messenger RNA. RefSeq names its product coactivator-associated arginine methyltransferase 1 (gene carm1). Gene Ontology annotation, molecular function: protein-arginine N-methyltransferase activity. The record is from RefSeq and is a predicted model, not a curated record. The coding region runs from base 43 to 1788 and encodes 581 amino acids. Gene Ontology annotation, biological process: peptidyl-arginine methylation. Lineage: Eukaryota; Metazoa; Chordata; Actinopteri; Cyprinodontiformes; Cyprinodontidae. The transcript is spliced from 16 exons.
UUGGCUGUUAGCGCCAUCGACCAGCCUCUACUUCCAUCGAAGAUGGCGGUCUCAGUGUUCCGCGGCGUGCGGCUGCUCUCCAUCGGGGACGCCAACGGAGACAUACAGCGACAUUCAGAGCAGCAGCCGCUGCGACUGGAAGUGAAAACGUCCCAAGAUGCGGCCCUCAUCAAUCUCUCCAAUGGAGAGGAGACCAGCGUGUUCAAGUGUUCAGUUUCCCGUGAAACAGAGUGCAGCCGCGUAGGCAAGCAGUCGUUCAUCAUCACUUUAGGCUGCAACAGCGUCCUGCUGCAGUUCUCCUCGCCGGCAGACUUUCAGUCCUUUUAUAACCUUCUGAAGAACUGCCGGGGACAUGCUGGGGAGUGCUCAGUCUUCAGUGAACGAACAGAGGAGUCCUCUGCUGUACAGUAUUUCCAGUUUUACGGCUACCUCUCCCAGCAACAGAACAUGAUGCAGGACUAUGUUCGGACAGGGACGUACCAACGGGCCAUUCUCCAGAACCACACUGACUUUAAGGACAAGGUGGUGCUGGAUGUAGGUUGUGGGUCAGGAAUCCUCUCCUUCUUUGCUGCCCAGGCUGGAGCCAGGAAGGUGUACGCAGUGGAGGCCAGCACCAUGGCGCAGCACGCUGAGGUCCUGGUGAACAGCAACCGUCUGAGUGAACGUGUGGUGGUGAUCCCUGGGAAGGUGGAGGAGGUGUCCCUGCCAGAGCAGGUGGACAUCAUCAUCUCGGAGCCCAUGGGCUACAUGCUGUUCAACGAGCGCAUGCUGGAGAGCUACCUACAUGCCAAGAAGUUCCUCAAACCCAACGGUAAAAUGUUCCCCACUAUUGGAGACGUGCACCUGGCUCCCUUCACAGACGAGCAGCUCUACAUGGAGCAGUUCACCAAGGCCAACUUCUGGUAUCAGCCCUCCUUCCACGGCGUGGACCUCUCCGCCCUGCGAGGAGCCGCAGUGGACGAGUACUUCCGCCAGCCAAUUGUGGAUACCUUCGAUAUCCGCAUCCUGAUGGCCAAGUCUGUCAAAUACACAGUGAACUUCUUAGAGGCCAAAGAGGAAGAUCUCUACAGGAUAGAGAUUCCCUUCAAGUUCCACAUGAUGCACUCAGGCCUGGUGCACGGCGUGGCCUUCUGGUUCGACGUGGCCUUCAUGGGAUCAGUGAUGACCGUCUGGCUGUCCACAGCACCCACAGAGCCGCUCACCCACUGGUACCAGGUACGCUGCCUGCUGCAGUCUCCCCUGUUUGCUAAAGCUGGGGACACUCUGUCUGGGACAGCGCUGCUGGUGGCCAACAAAAGGCAAAGCUACGACAUCAGUAUUGUUGCCCAGGUGGACCAGACAGGAUCAAAGUCCAGCAACCUCCUGGACUUGAAGAACCCCUUUUUCAGGUACACAGGCACCACCCCCAACCCCCCUCCCGGCUCACACUACAGCUCCCCUUCUGAGAACAUGUGGAACACGGGCGCCGCCUACAGUAUGGGUCAGGGGAUGGCGGUAUCAGGGAUGCCAACAGCUUAUGACCUCAGCACAGUCAUCGGCAGCGGCCCAGCGGCGUCCCACAACAACCUCAUCCCUCUAGUCAACACGGGGAUCGUAAACCACACCCACUCCAGGAUGGGCUCCAUCAUGAGCACAGGAAUAGUUCAAGGAGCCACGACGGGUCAGUCGGGCCCCAGCAGCAGCGGUACUUACUACCCCAUCACCAACCAGUUCACCAUGGGGGGCGCCGCCAUCUCCAUGGCCUCCCCCAUGGUCAUCCCCAGCAACACCAUGCAUUAUGGAAGUUAAGAUGAAGACCCGGUAAAGACCUGUUGACCCUCCCCGCAUGACAGGACCCCCCCUUUCCCCCCUCCUCUCCUCAUGGACACUCAACCAAAACCAGGAAACCAAAACCAGUGCUGUGCUGGCAUUUCCCCGACCUGUUCCCAGUUCAGUCCACCACUGGGAAAACUGCUGAACGUCCCUCUAUCCGUCCACUCUCGUCUCCUCCCAGUGGAGCUCUUAGUCUCAUCCAUCCACUCUUCCUCCGUUUUUGUUCGACCCUUUAAGCGUUUGAGUUUUGGCUCCAAACGGCAUCAUUCCGUUCGCUCGGCGCCACUCGCCUCUGUACAGCUGGACCCCGUCUGAUCCACAACCUCAUCUUCCUGUUUACAUCGUGGCUCCGCCCAUCAUCCCUUCUAAGAAGCACCGUGAUGAAGGACGCUUCAUGGAAGAUCAGGGUCCCUUCCAUGCUGGGUAAAGAAUUUGGCUCCGUUGGAAGUUUUACCGUCUCUUCAGAAACGCAGAUGAACUGGAAGCUGCUUCAUCUUCCUCUAGAUUCAGCGUUUAGGUAGAGACUUUAUGUUCGCAUCAAAUUCACAAAGUUUACAUUCAGUGUAGUUUUCAUUUUAUCAGCCAACAUGAAACAACAACCUGCACUUUUUAAUCCACAGCAGCAAAAAUUCUUAAACGAUCCGACUGCCGUUAAGGUUAGAGAAGCUUCAGGGUUUGAGUGAAGUUAGAGAAACUCUGCAUGGAAGGUGAUCGCUGCUGGAACAUCAGGUCCUCCACAUCUGCUCUUACCUUAGAGGACGCCGCAGCUUCAUCCAGUUAGUGGGAAAAAGGCAGAGAGCGAAGCAGCCGACUGGAACCAUGGCUGAAGUGGCGGCUCCUCUGCCCCACCCCCCACCCCCCCAAGACUCAAAAACAGACUGGUGUCGCCAGGCCUUGGAGACAUAUGCCCUUGGACAUAUCGCCGUCUGCACAGCCUCCACCCACAUCCACGAUUAUCAGCAGAGGAAGGAGACGGAGCGACACUUUUAUGCAUAACUUCCAGUGUCACAACUAUCAGAACUUGAUUUUGCAAGUUUUAGGAGAGCUUAGGAAAAAUGUCUCUUAGUAGGAACUAUUUUUGUUGAAUAAUUUUUUUUUGUUUUUGUUAUUUUUUUUCUCUUUCACAAGAAAACAGAAAAAAAGGAGAAAAAAAAGAAAUUAAAUGUGGAGAUGUUCCAACCCACCCUGGAAUCCUGGAAUGUUGUAGUGUUUUAGUGUCCUCUUUGUAAGAUAGACGCAGCUGAUGUUUUCCAUGUGGUAGUUAGCCCUAUAGUCAUACUGUCCCUCUCAUGGUGAAAUCAUGCUCCUCUGUACUCCAACGGUGGCGUCCGCUGUUGAUCAUGGAACAGUGUAAAGGAUUACUGUCAUGUGUGUUUUGACCAACGAGAAAUAACAUCUUUGACCCUGUCUGA